AUGAUCGGCAAGGGCGGAUUCUCGGACAUCUACAAAGCAUUUGAUCUGGAGCUUAUGUGCUUCUGCGCCAUCAAGCUCAACGAGAUAGAGACAAAGAUGUCUGACUCCAUGCGAGCAGACAUGGUGCGGUGGGCCGUGAGGGAAACUGAUAUACAGAAGACCCUGCAACACCCUCGCAUCGUCCAGAUGCGUGAAUGCUUCCCUUUGGACAGUCACGUCUUCGUCCUCGUUCUGGAGCUGUGUGAAGGUGAGACACUAGAUACACGCUUGAAAGCAAACGGCCCUCUGCCUGAGAAAGAGGCGAAAGCUAUCGUGGUUCAGAUCCUGAGCGGGCUGCGCUACUUGAACAUCUGCGGUCGAAAGAUCAUCCAUUAUGACAUCAAGCCCUCCAAUGUGUUCUAUCAUGCUGGGCAGGUCAAGAUUGGCGAUUUCGGUUUGUCCAAGAUGGCAGACACCAGUCCGGAGGGUAUCAUCGAGCUGUCGACUCGGGGCGCCGGCACAUCCUGGUAUCUUCCACCCGAAU
Molecule: messenger RNA, 523 nt
Organism: Symbiodinium pilosum
Lineage: Eukaryota; Dinophyceae; Suessiales; Symbiodiniaceae
Source: the annotation of a GenBank genome assembly